This is a messenger RNA of Cladophialophora immunda, 3546 nucleotides long. RefSeq lists its product as uncharacterized. Gene Ontology annotation, molecular function: monoatomic cation transmembrane transporter activity. Gene Ontology annotation, biological process: intracellular calcium ion homeostasis; transmembrane transport; monoatomic cation transport. Bases 160 to 3201 code for a protein of 1013 amino acids. The transcript is spliced from 2 exons. The record is from RefSeq and is a predicted model, not a curated record. Gene Ontology annotation, cellular component: membrane. NCBI's taxonomy places the organism in Eukaryota, Fungi, Ascomycota, Eurotiomycetes, Chaetothyriales, Herpotrichiellaceae.
GUCCCCGUUUGCCUUCUGCCUUGGUAUUGCCAUCACCUUCACUUGGUACACAUAUGUAUCCUUGGUAGCAUUCAUUCAUACAUGCAUUAUCCUCAUCAUCGUCUUCUUCGUGGCCUGCUUCCGAGUCCAGCAUGAGGAAGCGCAAUCACGACGCCCGCCAUGACAUCCUCCUAUCGUCCCCCGAGACUGCGCCCAGUCCGCCAACGAGGUCGCGCCUUCUAUUUGACUGCCCUCGUCAUCACUCUCUUUGCUUGUUAUAGCUUCAUGCGAGACCUUAAUCAUGGCGAUUCUUCUCAUGGCCAGAGGCUUGAUGCUCGCAGUCUCGCAGCACGCGACCUUGAGUGUCGACUUGUCCACAAGGCCAAAGACAAAUGUACCUUUGUCAAGCAAAAUUGUCCCGACGAAGAAGCUGGCCUCCUCUCCUACCUGCAACUCUACUACUGCUCUCUCUCCGACGCCCAACCGUUAGCGUUUCUGCUCCUCGUCCUCUGGAUGAGUCUCCUCUUCAGUACGAUCGGCAUUGCUGCCUCGGACUUCCUCUGCAUCAAUCUGAGUACUAUUGCGAAUAUACUGGGUAUGAGCGAGAGUUUGACGGGUGUCACUUUUUUGGCCUUCGGAAACGGCAGUCCCGACGUCUUUUCCACUUUUGCGGCCAUGCGCAGUAACAGUGGCAGCUUGGCUGUGGGAGAAUUGGUGGGUGCAGCAGGCUUCAUCACUGCUGUGGUCGCGGGAAGUAUGGCCUUGGUUGCGCCUUUUCAAGUCGCCAAAAAGAGUUUCGUACGGGACGUGGGAUUCUUUGCCGUGUCGGCGAGUUUCAGCUUGGUGUUCCUGGCGGACGGGAGCCUGCGACUCUGGGAAUCCAUCACCAUGAUUGCGUAUUACGUUUUCUAUGUGUUUUUUGUGGUUGGCUGGCACUGGUGGCUCUCCCGACGACGGAAGAGGAGGCUUGCUGAGACUACGGCGAGAUUGCAUCACCACAUUCCGGAAUCGCAAGAGCUGGAGGUGCCUGAAAUCGAGGAAGACGAGGAAGCACGCCCUGCUACGGAACGCACUGGCCUCUUGCGCGAGCAGUCAAACGAGACUAUCCCGACCUUACGAACACCGGGAACUCCAGCCUGGAAGGUUGAAGACCUCGACGAGGAUGACGAAACCCGAGACCGAUACCUUGCUGAACUGCAAAGUAGGAUGAGAGUCGGCCGACCAGCACGAGGCGAGCGGAGGAAUACGAUGACUCCCAUUCGACCAAGUUUGAUAGGGGCGCUGGAAUUUAGGUCUCUCAUGACUUCAUUGGAGAAGAAAGCUACUCAUGCACAACCUAUUGGUCUUCGGAGGUACUCCGACGAUGCAUCCGCCGCCCACUCUCCUCUGCCCGUCAGUGCGCCGCCCGGCGCUUCUCAACCGGAGCUAGUCAGCACCCAUUAUUCAGACUUGGAGGCUGAGAGUCCACGUCGUGCGCGCGCCGUAUCUGCGAAUGAUGCAACUCAUCUGCGCAUCGAUACAGACUUCCUCAGCGACCGACAUUCUGAUCGGAGCUCAGAGAAUGUCAUUAGCAGCGGCGAUUCGACGCCAAAUGCAGCUGCUGGGAAACACACGCGGCCGAGCGCGCACAUUCUGAGAACGCUCAAUGAACCAUCAUCGCAGAGACCACCUUCACCUAAACUUGUCGUGUCCACGUCAGGGCACAACUUGCCAGAAACGGGGUCUCUUUUUUCGGAGCCUUCCAAAUCGCCCAACCUGUUGGCACCGCCUGCGACGACUUUCCACCGACCGGAUUACCAUGAGGAUCAUCACUCUGCCAGUCGAAGUCCGGUGAUGUCGCCUCGCUCCGGACCGAGAUUGCAAGUCCCGAUCCUGCAUACUCCACAUCCUGACCAUUCCAAGGGAGUGCUGCGUCAGGAGGAUUUUCCGCCAUACGUGGAUUCUCCAAUGAUCCUCACGCCGCUUUCCUCGCGGCCUCCCAGUAUUCACCUACCAGCACCUAGCAUGUCUCCGCAGUCAACACAACAUCUAGGGCUUCUGCCAGACGAAGAGGAACCACCUAUGCGGAGAUUUGCAUGGUGGCCGUACCGAUACCUGCCUGCUCCUCAGGUUAUAUGUGCGACAUUAUUUCCCACCAUUUACGGGUGGCGGGAAAAGUCGUACAUGGACAAGGUAUUGGGAGUGGUCACCGCGCCCAGCGUCUUUCUCCUGGCUAUCACCCUUCCGGUCGUCGAACCUAAGGAAGAAACCGCGGCGGAUCCAGAUCCCGAGCUCCUGACGCCGGCUGAUGGCAUCCGGCGCAGAUCAGCCAGCUACCUCGAGGCCGCACAAGACGGGUUCGGCCUUAAUCCUAGGUCUGCUUCUUCUGAUGGACCACCCCAUCCGCACGGAACCGGAAUUUCCAGACAAAUGUCGGAGCAUACCAAAAGCCCUCAGCCAAAAGCGGAUGAGUUGGGUGGGCCCAAGGAAUGGAACAGAUGGCUGGUGUUCCUCCAAGUGUUCACUGCUCCGUUCUUUGUUGUGACAAUUGCCUGGGCCAACAUGGACGACGACCAUACCACGAAGCUUUAUGUUCGGAUGGUACUGGGAUCACUGGUGUUCUCGCUCGUAUCGCUUCUUAUCCUCCUCUCAUUGACCACACCCGAUCGCGAACCCAAAUAUCGGCCAUUACUCUGCUUCUUGGGGUUUGCUGUGGCCAUAGGAUGGAUCUCAACCAUCGCCAACGAAGUGGUUGGCGUCCUUAAAGCUUUCGGGGUGAUUCUGGGCAUAUCGGAUGCUAUUUUGGGAUUGACCAUCUUCGCCGUGGGCAACUCGUGUGGUGACUUGGUUGCAGAUAUCACCGUGGCCAAACUAGGUUACCCUGUGAUGGCACUGUCGGCGUGCUUUGGUGGACCCAUGUUGAACAUUUUGCUCGGAAUUGGCAUUGGAGGGAUGUACAUGAGCAUCACCCACGCCACUCACAAGCACGCCAAACACCCUCAAAAACCAAUCAAGUAUAAACCCUACGAGAUCGAUGUGAGCACGACGUUGAUGAUAUCGGGAAUUACCUUGUUAGUGACCUUGGUGGGCUUGCUCAUCGUCGUUCCGUUGAACGGAUGGAGGAUGGAUCGCAAGAUUGGAUUAGGAUUGAUCUUGCUGUGGUCAGUGUCGACCGUGGGCAAUGUCAUUGUGGAAUUGCUUGGAUAUGGGGGAGACACUGUUCUGUCACACAUGUGGAGAUGACAUGGAUAUACCCAGACAUGUUGGAUUUCACAGGUGUUCAAGGUGUCGAGGCUCAAACCAACGACAGCAACAUAAUGGGAGCCUACCCAAGUACAUAUAUACUAUAUUCUUUCUCUGUGCCUGGCUUUAUGCUGAAAAAAAAAAGCACUGCCUAUAUUCGAUAUCCGAAAGAUCUUUUGGCAUCUCGAGGUUAGAGACGAGGCUGUUGGUCCCUGCAAGGCUGCACAAGCACGACAAGGCAAGUUCUUCCUUGUGAUCGACCUGAUUGUCUGGAGCGUGGGAAAUAUCGGAGCCGUCAUCUACAGUCGUCUACUAGAUCUCUAUUUACCUACGCACGUUAAGCAG